Oldenlandia corymbosa var. corymbosa is the source of this 2292-nucleotide messenger RNA. The record is from the annotation of a GenBank genome assembly. Lineage: Eukaryota; Viridiplantae; Streptophyta; Magnoliopsida; Gentianales; Rubiaceae.
CAGAAUUGAAACGUACGCACUGCGAUUCUAUUAUUAAAGAAGACAAAACACCACACAUUGAUCCCUUUGGCCGCACUAUAGCGACCGAUUAGACACUGUUAUGGUCGGAUGGACAUUUUGCCAAUAAUCCCUUCUUAAGGUUUAAACAUUAAAACAACUCCAUUGAUGUAUUACUAUUUUAGCAAUAAAAAACACAACGUAGGCCAUGAUGAUGACUUCACUCUAUCUUAUCUCCUCAUUCUACAAGGUCCAUAUUCAUUCAUAUGAUAUCUAUUUACAUCAACAAGACACAGUAAGUACCAUUGAUAGCACUAACAAAAUUCUGGGUGUUCUUUUCUUCUUUCCCAUCUUCUUGGCGUCAGGAUAUAGUAUUAGUGACUGGGUAUCAUAGAUAUUCAUACAAACAAGAAUGGCAGAAACGAGAAAAGCAGAGUUGGUGUUGAUUCCCUCAGCAGGGGUAAGCCAUUUGGUGCCAUUAGUUGAGUUUGCAAAUCUCCUCAUCACUCGAACCAAUCAUCUUUCCGUCAAGAUCCUCAUCAUGACCCUCCCCUCCGACACAAGCUUCAUCGGCUUGAAGAAAUCCAUGGCAGAAUCAUCGGAUCCUCGGAUCAAGUUUAUUGAUCUAAAACCAGAACUGACUGACCCUUCUUCACAAACAUCAUCAGGUGUCAAUUUUUUCUUCCAAUUUAUUGACAGCCAUAAGCCUCAUGUCCGAGAAAUCCUUACCGGAAUAAACGAUUCCGGGACGUCUAAGCUCGCCGGAGUUGUUGCGGAUAUGUUCUGCACAUCCAUGUUUGAUGUGGCCAUUGAAUUUGGGGUCCCAUAUUACUUGUUUUUCACUAGUGGGGCUUCAAUGCUUGGUUUAGUGUUGCAUCUCCAAAGCUUGAGAGAUGAUCACAAAGUGGAUCUUACUGAUUUUAAGGAUUCAGACAAGAACACUGAGAUUGAUGUUCCAACUUAUAUCAAUCCUGUUCCGACCAGAGUAGUGCCAUCUGAGUUCUUGGACAAUGUCGCAAUCAGAGAUGUGUUUCUUGACCUGGUGAAAAGAUACAGAGAGACUAAAGGAAUCAUAGUUAACACCUUCAAAGAAUUGGAAAUCCAAGCCAUGGUAGCUUUCAGUAAUGACUGUAAAAUCCCACCAGUUUACACAAUUGGACCUUUAUUGAACCUUAAAGGAGGGAAAUGGAACGAUAACCAGAAGAAGCAGCAAGAAGAAGAAGAUGAUGAACAGAGUAUUAUGAAAUGGCUGGAUGCUCAACCUGAAUCCUCUGUUGUGUUCCUCUGUUUUGGAAGUAAAGGAGCAUUUGAUGGUGAACAAGUCAAGGAAAUGGCCAAUGGAAUCGAGCGUUCUGGUUACCGUUUCUUGUGGUCAUUGAGAAAGCCACUUGCUUCAGGCAACUCUGGUUACCCUGAUGACUAUGAGAAUCUGGAAGAAGUAUUGCCAGAAGGGUUCUUGCAGCGAAAUUCGGUUGUCGGAAAAAUCAUAGGAUGGGCACCACAGGCUGCUAUUCUGUCGCAUCCUGCAGUUGGAGGCUUUGUUUCGCAUUGUGGAUGGAAUUCGACGCUGGAAAGUAUUUGGUUUGGCGUGCCGGUCGCGACUUGGCCGCUUUAUGCAGAGCAGCAAUUGAAUGCAUUUCUGCUGGUGAAGGAUUUGGAAAUGGCUGUGGAGAUUAAAAUGGACUAUAGGCAUCGGAAUCGAACAACGCCGGAGUUGAGUGGCGAAGAUGUAAGCGCUGAACUGAUUGAAAAGGGGAUUAGGCUUGUUAUGGAACCAGAGAAUGAAGUGAGAAAGAAGGUGAAGCAAAUGCAAGGUAAGAGUCAUUCUGUGUUUGAGGAAGGAGGAUCAUCUUAUACUUUUGUGAGAGGUUUCAUUGAUGAUGUAAUGAGCAAUGUCCUCUAAGACAUUCCAGACCUUUUCUUUACCAAACAGGUUUAAUGUUUGGUUCUUGGAAUUAUUCUGUUGCGUAAUUAUAGUAAUCGGAUUUGAAUCCUGAAUUUCACGCGUUGCUGUUUAGUUUGUGAAUGAUUUUCAGUCCAGCACUGCUUCUAUAUAUGAGACAUUCUCUUGCUCAUGGGAUAUAUUAACAAACCACAUCUUCACAAAUGCAAGAAUUAAUGAUUAGUUGGUGUCCAAUAAUGAUACAUACCAUAUAGAAAUACCAAGCCUUGUAUUCUGAGCCUUGUGCAAUAUCCGAUAUUUUUCUGUUGCUCAAAACUCAAUUGAGCAGCACUUCACCGGUUCCGCGCGAGCCACUUGAUCAUUUACAAUGUUGACAUGAAUUUGGUGAGAUG